GGCGUCAGCACAACUUCCCUACAUCGAGCAGUGAAAUUCGCCUGCCGUGUGCAUCCCCCCGGUUCGCCAAGAUGAAGCGACCUUGUGAGGAAACUACCUCAGACAGCGACAUGGAUGAAACCAUAGACGUGGGAAGCGAAAACAAUUACUCGGGGCAAAGUACGGGCUCUGUGAUUCGAUCAAAUUCUCCGACAACAACAUCUCAGAUUAUGGCCAGAAAGAAAAGAAGAGGGAUUAUAGAGAAAAGGCGUCGUGAUAGGAUAAAUAACAGUUUAUCUGAGUUGAGAAGACUUGUGCCAACUGCUUUUGAAAAACAAGGAUCUGCAAAAUUGGAAAAAGCAGAAAUACUACAAAUGACAGUGGAUCAUUUGAAGAUGCUUCAAGCAACAGGAGGUAAAAGUUAUUUUGACGCCCAUGCACUCGCCAUGGAUUUCAUGAGCAUUGGAUUCCGAGAAUGCUUAACUGAAGUUGCCAGGUACCUGAGUUCAGUGGAAGGUCUGGACACAUCGGAUCCCCUGAGAGUUCGACUGGUUUCUCAUCUCAGUACCUGUGCCUCUCAGAGGGAGGCAGCCGCCAUGACUAGCUCUAUGGCCCACCACCAUCAUCACCCUUUACAUCCACAUCAUUGGACAGCUGCUUUUCACCAUCUUCCUACAGCUUUGCUUCAACAAAAUGGACUGCACGCCUCAGAACCCACCCCUUGUCGAUUGUCCACAGCGUCAGAAGUGCCUCCCCCUUCCCAUGGCUCAGCUCUUCUCACAGCCACUUUUGCUCAUGCCGAUUCUGCACUUCGAAUGCCUUCCACCGGCAGCGUGGCUCCCUGUGUUCCACCCCUCUCUACUUCUCUCUUGUCCCUCUCCGCCACUGUCCAUGCUGCUGCUGCAGCGGCCACAGCAGCUGCUCAUAGCUUCCCCCUUUCCUUUGCCGGGGCAUUCCCCAUGCUCCCACCAAAUGCAGCAGCAGCAGCAGUAGCAGCUGCAACAGCCAUCAGCCCACCUUUAUCUGUGUCAGCAACUUCUAAUCCCCAGCAGACAGGCAGUGGAACCAACAGUAAACCUUACCGACCCUGGGGGACUGAAGUUGGAGCUUUUUAAUAUUCCCUGGAAGCUUUCUACUAGACUUUGGCAGUAGUAACCGAAUGUCCUUCAUUUCAGAGUCAGCUUCAAGGCCUGCACCCUGAAGGUAGCAGCCAUGACAGAUGCCUGAAAAGCCACCAAGAAACAAAAAACACUGUUUUUAGAUACAGAUCUCACAAGAAGAAAGGAUAUUGCCUGUUUUCUUCUUUGUUUUUGCUUUAGGCAUCUUGUUAACUAACAUCAGUGAGCUUUUGAAAAUGUCACAUUCUUUUUACCGUUUAAAAGUUUAUGAGGGAAAUAUACAGAUUCUAGAGAUAAUCUUCCAGCUAUACAUCUUCAUGUUUGUGGGUUAGGAAAGAAAAUACUCCAUGGAAUUCUCCUGAGGCUGGAUGGAAAAAAAAAAACACGAUUUAAAG
Molecule: messenger RNA, 1492 nt
Organism: Vombatus ursinus (common wombat)
Lineage: Eukaryota; Metazoa; Chordata; Mammalia; Diprotodontia; Vombatidae
Gene: HEY2
Product: hes related family bHLH transcription factor with YRPW motif 2
Exons: 6
Coding region: 72-1094 (340 amino acids)
Biological process (GO): regulation of neurogenesis; circulatory system development; Notch signaling pathway
Cellular component (GO): nucleus
Molecular function (GO): DNA-binding transcription factor activity, RNA polymerase II-specific; protein dimerization activity; RNA polymerase II cis-regulatory region sequence-specific DNA binding
Source: RefSeq, a predicted model, not a curated record